Messenger RNA from Paramecium pentaurelia, 478 nucleotides. The record is from the annotation of a GenBank genome assembly. Lineage: Eukaryota; Ciliophora; Oligohymenophorea; Peniculida; Parameciidae.
AUGAGUUUUAGUCAUGAAUAGUUGAUGAAGAUAUUAAAUAAUGAAUCCUUUCAAUUAUCAGAACCGACAACACCAUAAGUUUAACCAAAAGAAGAUGAGACAUAAUUAUUAUAGAAAUAACUAUUGGAAUUAAUAUAACAAAACUCAUAAUUUAAUAAUUAACUAACUUAAAUUAAGGAUUAGAUAAUGAAAUAAGAUAGUAAAAUAUAUUGAUAACUUAGUGAUAUAUUAAAAUUUGGAAAAAACAAAAUAAAGAUUAGAGAACCAAUUAAAAGAAUAAAUAUAAAAAAAUUAAAAAUUAUAAGAAGAAUGUGAUUAAAAAGAUUAGGAAGAAAAAGAAUUAAAAUAAUAAGUAUUAAUAACAAGACCUAAAAAAAGAUUGUUUACUUAAUAAAGUGUUGGCAAGGUAGUAAAUUAUAAUAUGACAUAUAAAAAUAAUUAAAAGAAAAAUUCAGUUAUUGUGUCAAUAAAAAAGUGA